UUGUUACUGCUGGUAUGCUUGUGGUUGUUGCUGCUGGUAUGCUUGUAGUUGUUACUGCUGGUAUGCUUGCAGUUGUUACUGCUGGAUGCUUUGUGCUUGCAAUUGUUGCUGCUAUUGUUCUUAUGGUUGUUGCCGCUGUUUUUCUUGUGGUUGUUGCUGGUAUACUUGUAGUUGUUGUUAUGGCUUCUUGA
Messenger RNA from Racocetra persica, 191 nucleotides. Lineage: Eukaryota; Fungi; Glomeromycota; Glomeromycetes; Diversisporales; Gigasporaceae. The record is from the annotation of a GenBank genome assembly.